UUCAUACACUACCUUAAACUCCUCGCACGCGCACCGCUUUCCGAACACACAAUCAAUCAUUCAUCGAUUCCACUCGUUAAUUAGAAAGUCUCUCUAUCUAUCUCACGCACACACACGCAGAGAGAAACAGAAAAACAGAGUCACUCCGAUUUGCACAAAAACAUUAGAGAAAGAAAGAAAGAAAGAAAGAAAGCGGAAACAAAGUUCAAACCAGAAACAAAGAAAGAAAGAAAAAAACACAAACCCACAGAAGAAGGAAACUGCAAGAAAACUUGCAUCAAAGAGAAAGAAAGAUAGAAAACAGAGAGAGAGAGAGAGAGAGAGAGUUUCUCACAUAUGUAAUGCAUCAAAAGAAAUCAGAAGUUCAGAUCGGAAAAGAAAGCACUGGAAUCUCUUCCGAUUUCAACCCAACUCUCCCAAUUCUCACUCACAUUCCUGCUACACCUUAUAAAAGACCUUUACUCACUCAACCUCAACCCCAAACCCUAACCCUAACUCAUUCUUCUUCUUCUUCUUCUUCCCUUUCAAAAUCCCCAACCCUAAUCCAAUUCCCAAACACAACCACUUCUCAAUUUCCCAAACCCUACCAUUACACAACCACAACCAACAUCACCACCACCGCCAUCACCACCCUCUUCCGCCGCCUCCGCCGCCACAUACGUCUCAUCCUCCUCCUCUUCCUCCCCUUCUUCUACUUCCUCGUCUCCCACCCAACCAACUCCUUCUUCCUCGAUUUCCUCUCCGCUUUCGCCUUCUCCGCCGCGCUUCUCUUCUCUCUCAACCUCGCCGUUCCUCGUUUACCUUCCAUUCGCCUCUUCCUCUCUCGUUCCCUCUCUCUCCCAAUCAACCUCAAAUCCUAUUCCUGCUGCCGCGGCAGCGGCGUGCGGCAGCUUCCGGUUUUCUGGACAAUUGGCCGGAGAGAAAAGAACGGUGCCGUUGCCGCAGCAGCGGCCGGUGGGUUUUGGGUGCAGGCAUAUGCAAACGGCGACGUAUAUGAGGGGGAGUUUCAUAAGGGGAAGUGUUCUGGGAGUGGGGUGUAUUAUUACAGCAUGACUGGGAGGUAUGAAGGGGAUUGGGUUGAUGGGAAGUAUGAUGGGUAUGGGGUUGAGACUUGGGCUAGGGGGAGUAGGUAUAGAGGGCAGUAUAGGCAGGGUUUGAGGCAUGGGUUUGGUGUGUAUAGGUUUUAUACUGGUGAUGUUUAUGCUGGGGAAUGGAACAGUGGACAGAGUCAUGGAUGUGGAGUUCACACUUGUGAUGAUGGGAGUAGAUAUGUUGGGGAGUUCAAGUGGGGCGUUAAGCAUGGACUUGGCCACUAUCAUUUUAGAAAUGGGGAUACAUAUGCUGGUGAAUACUUUGCGGACAAGAUGCAUGGGUUUGGGGUAUAUUGUUUUGCAAAUGGCCAUCGUUACGAAGGAUCCUGGCACGAGGGCAAAAGGCAAGGGCUCGGAAUGUAUUCAUUUAGAAAUGGGGAAACCCAAUCUGGUCACUGGCAAAAUGGAGUCCUUGACAUUCCAAGCACACAGAACACCACCUAUCCAGUUUCUCCUGUUGGUGUCAAUCACUCCAAAGUACUUAAUGUGGUGCAGGAAGCAAGAAGAGCAGCUGAGAAGGCCUAUGAUGUGGCCAAGGUAGAUGAAAGGGUGAAUAGAGCAGUAGCAGCCGCUAAUAGAGCAGCCAAUGCAGCUAGAGUAGCUGCUGUCAAGGCUGUGCAAAAGCAAAUGCGUCAUAAUGUUAACAGUGAGCGCAUCCCAAUUGCCAUUGUAUGAGGUUAUCAACUGCAAUUUUUCUAGUUUAAACUGCUUCGUGUACAUUGCCAUCAUCUCCAUGGUAGCUGGCUAAAAGCAAGCAGAUUUAUUAUCUAUCUGCUAUGAGUCUUGUAUAGAGGGAGGAAGGAAGGAUGAUGGCGUCCAUUUGGUAAAACUAUAUGUUUCCCCCCCCCCCCCUUUUUGCCUACAUUUUAUAAAUUCACGUAGAUGUAAAUACUGGAGUGCGGGUGAAACCUGAACCCAGUUACUGUUGUAAGAUUGCUUGGUAUAAUAAGGAGAGGAGAAACAUCUAUUAUAAAAUGUACUAUUUUCCCAAAUUGAUAUUUGCUUGAUCUGACUUUGGAAUGAGAUAUGUUGUAUAAUACCUGUUAACGAGCUUGUAGUUCAAUUUGCA
Messenger RNA from Gastrolobium bilobum, 2160 nucleotides. RefSeq lists its product as uncharacterized. The transcript is spliced from 3 exons. The coding region runs from base 342 to 1766 and encodes 474 amino acids. The record is from RefSeq and is a predicted model, not a curated record. Lineage: Eukaryota; Viridiplantae; Streptophyta; Magnoliopsida; Fabales; Fabaceae.